AUGGAUGUGAAAAAUUUUAUUGAUUCAGCGCUUCAUAGACUACCACAACCAGAAUCUCAUGAAAAAAAAAAAUAUUAUAAAAUUGGAAAAACAUUAGGUUCAGGAGCUUAUGCGUCAGUAAAAGAAGCAGUAAAAACAACUACAGGCCAUAGAGUUGCGAUAAAAGUUAUUCAAAAACGUAAAGUAAGGAAUCAAGAAGCCAUGGUUUACAAAGAAAUGGAAAUAUUAUCCAAACUAGACCAUCCUAAUAUUGUGAAAUUUUAUGAUUGGUUCGAAUCAAGAGAUAAAUACUAUCUGGUAUUUGAACUUGCGACAGGUGGAGAAUUAUUUGAAAGAUUGAUUGAUGUUGGCAAAUUUACAGAAUCUGAUGCUAUAGAAAUUCUCAAGACUAUACUUGGAGCUGUCAAAUAUCUUCAUGAACAUAAUAUUGUACAUCGAGCCUGA
Molecule: messenger RNA, 444 nt
Organism: Entrophospora sp. SA101
Lineage: Eukaryota; Fungi; Glomeromycota; Glomeromycetes; Entrophosporales; Entrophosporaceae
Source: the annotation of a GenBank genome assembly